AUGUCUGUCACUGGUUCUGACAACGGCAACCCGACAACGACUCCGACACCGACUCCGACAUCUCCAUACGAUCUGACUGCUGCUGACAAUCCUGGUGCUGUGAUUUCACAUCCUCUCCUCAAAGGAUCCAACUACGAUGAGUGGGCGUGUGGAAUCAAAACGGCACUCAGCUCUCGAAAAAAAUAUGGUUUUCUCGAUGGAUCUAUUCCACGUCCAGCUGAAGGCUCUGCAGAUCUGGAAGACUGGUGGACGAUUCAAGCUUUGCUUGUCUCAUGGAUCAAAAUGACUAUCGAUCCUUCCAUUCGAUCGAACAUCUCUCAUCGUGAUGUGGCGAAAGAUUUGUGGGAUCAUCUGAAGAAGAGGUUUUCUGUGACUAACGGACCUCGGAUCCAACAGCUUAAGGCUGAGUUGGCAUGCUGCAAACAACGCGGUCUCGCCAUUGAAGCUUACUACGGCAAGCUCAACCGUAUUUGGGACAACAUGGCUCAAUACAGACCAUUGAGGUCUUGCAAAUGUGGCAAGUGUGAAUGCCAACUUGGAUCCCUUCAAGAACAAGAUCGUGAAGAAGAGAAGGUUCACGAGUUCUUGUCUGGUCUUGACGACAGUUACCGCACGGUUCGCUCUACGUUGGUUUCACGCUCGCCAAUUCAACCAUUGGAGGAGGUGUACAACGUACUCCGUCAAGAGGAAGAUUUGAAGAUUGGCUCUCGGGGUGUAGACGAAACAUCUGAUGUGAGUGCCUAUGCUGUUCAAGCCAGAUCUCGUUUUCCUCCAUCUCGUAGUGAUGAACAUGCUAGACCUGUCUUGUGCAAACAUUGUAAUCGUUCCGGUCAUCCAUCGGAUAGUUGUUUUGCUGUUGUUGGUUAUCCUGAGUGGUGGGGAGAGCGUCCAAGGACCAGAACGAUGCAAGGCCGUGGUCGUGGUGGAGCUGUUUCCUCUGCAAAUGCUGGUCGAGGCAGAAGUGUGAACUAUGCCAAUGCAGUUCAGGUUCCCCAGCUCCCGCCUACCGAACAAGCGAACUAUGUUCUAACCGACCGUGAUCGUGAUGGAGUUCAAGGACUUAAUGAUGCUCAAUGGCGUGCACUCAUGAAUCUCCUGAACACCGAAAAAUCCAACGCCACCGAAAAACUCUCGGGUAAGAUUCCUUCUCCUUCUUGGAUAAUGGAUACUGGUGCCUCACAUCAUUUGACUGGAAAUCGUCACAUCUUGAGUGAUUUAAGGGAUAUGGAUCCUGUGUUGAUAAUAUUGGCUGAUGGUAGAGAACGGAUCUCUGUAACAGAGGGUACUGCAAUUUUGGGUUCUCAUCUGGUUUUGAAGUCUGUUUUUCUGGUUGAAGAAUUGACAACUGAUUUGAUAGCGGUUGGUCAGUUGAUGGACGAAAAUAACUGUGUUGUUCAAUUGGCUGAUCAGUUUCUUGUGGUUCAGGACCGUGUUUCGAGGACGGUGAUUGGAGCGGGUAAAAGAGAAUCCGGAACUUUUCGAUUUCGCAGAACAGAGUUGGCUGCUGCUGUUGCAACUCGGGAAGAGAAGUCUUAUGAACUGUGGCAUCAUAGGAUGGGACAUCCCUCUGCUAGAGUCGUUGCAAAACGGCAGAGCAAACGAAAGCACAGGCACAUCUUGAAUGUUGCACGAGCUUUGAUGUUUCAAGCGAACAUACCAAUAGAAUUUUGGGGAGAUUGCAUCUUGACAGCAGGCUAUUUGAUCAAUCGCACACCGAAUUCUGCUCUACAGGGUCUUAGUCUGUAUGAAAUGCUUCACCAGAAGGCACCGGAUUACGAUCAUCUUCGGGUUUUUGGCAGUUUGUGCUAUGCCCACAAUCAAAACACGAAAGGAGAUAAAUUUGCUUCUCGAAGCAGAAAGUGUGUGUUUGUUGGAUACCCAUACGGCAAGAAAGGAUGGCGUCUCUACGAUCUGGAAACACAUCAAUUUUUUGUGUCUAGAGAUGUCAUCUUCUCUGAAAAUCAGUUCCCCUUUCUCUGCAACUCUGUUUCAGGUUCGGAAAAGUUACACGAUGAGGAAGGAGAACUUUGGGCUCCACUUGGGGCAAACCCCUUUUUGGCUCAAGAUGAUGGGCUUUCUUGUACAACUCCAGCGAGCCCAAUUCCUAAUAUACCAUCAGGCCCAUCUACUCACGACCCAUCAUUUGACUCUGGUCAUGCCUCUCCAAUUCAGAACUCGAUCUCCACUGAAUCGUCUUCUCCGUCGACUCCGUCUGUGCCCUUGAAUUCUGAAUCUGAGUCUUCAUCGUCCGCUUCAGCUCCGGUCUCGUCCCCAUCAAUUUCUCUGGCACCUCCGUCUGAUUCUCCUCCACCAGAAAUUCUUGGUCGUGGUCAGAGGAAGAAAACGCAGUCUGUAACGCUGCGAAAUUUUGUGAUUAACACUGCUCAGAGUCGUCUGCUCAAACGACCAUCAACUUCGACUUACCCGAUUGCAAACUUGGCUGCAAUCGUUUCUCCGCCACUCACACGGCGUAUCUUGCAGCCAUCACAUAAAACAUUGAACCUCGCUCUUUCAAAAUGGCGGUUCAAUUGA
Molecule: messenger RNA, 2532 nt
Organism: Microthlaspi erraticum
Lineage: Eukaryota; Viridiplantae; Streptophyta; Magnoliopsida; Brassicales; Brassicaceae
Source: the annotation of a GenBank genome assembly